ACUGAUAAGAUAGUUUCCAUUAUCAACCUUUUGUAUCGUUUCAACUUCAUUGUCGGUUAGUCGUUAGUGACAAACAGUUGUUUUCGUAUGUGAUGUGUAUGUAUGUAUGUAAUACUCGACAAAUGUUCUUGUUAAAGUCAAAACAAUGAAACCGUGCUGUAUUUUAAUAUAUAAUUGUACACAGUGGUUGUGCCAGAGAGCUGUGUCGUUUUUUCAAUUCAUAUUUUUUUGCUUCACUGGCAACAAAGUACAUUCAGCAUCGGAAACACGUACGGUGGAGGUGGGUUUCAUAGACCCGCUGGACAAGAAGAAACACAACAAGAUCAAGACGUCCAAGUACAGCCUACUCCUGUUCAUCCCGAAGAACCUGAGCGAACAGUUCCGCAGAGUUGUCAACUUCUACUUCUUGAUAGUUACACUCAUCGCCUUCUUAAUCGAAAGUCCAGUGUCACCAUUCACUAGCGUCCUGCCACUAAGCUUUGUGGUGCUAGUGACUGCUGUGAAGCAAGGAUUUGAGGACUAUCUGAGGCAUAAGGAGGACAAGAAGGUCAACAACCAAGUGGUGGAUAUAGUGCACAAGGGAGUGAUCAAGAAAGUCACCAACUCCAGCAUCGCACCGGGCACACUGGUCCGGGUGGGACGUGGCAAAGAGGUACCGGCCGACCUGGUCCUCCUGUGUUCGGCUGACGUCAAGGGAAAAUGCUUUGUGACCACUGCCAACCUCGAUGGAGAGACCAAUCUGAAGACGCUGCGCGUGCCACCGCCUCUUGUUGGCUACACAGCAGAUAUUCUACCACAAGGCAUACAGAUAGAAAUACCGAAUCCUAUAGCAGAUCUGUACACCUUCUAUGGCCGCUUGAAUAUUCCCGGUCAGGACACAAUAGUUCUGAGCACGGAUAAUUUAAUGCUGCGAGGGUCCAGGGUCAAAAAUACAGACUGGGCAAUCGGUUGCGCUAUUUAUACCGGGGAAGAAACGAAGCUAGCCCUAAACUCAAAAUAUACUGGGAACAAGUUCUCGUCAUGCGAAUCAGCAAUGAACUCUUUUCUACUCGUGUUCAUACUCCUACUUAUGCUUAUGAUUUUGAUCUCCUACGCUGCCAAGAUUAUUAUAGAGUCGGUCAGAGUAGAAAAGGAAGCAUACCUCGGUCCUGCUCCCCCGCUUCCUCCGUCCGUGAGACAAGUGUUUCAGGACAUGUUCUCGUUUCUACUGCUGUAUUACUACAUCAUCCCCAUGUCGUUGUACGUCACCAUCGAGUUAAAUAAGUAUAUUGGCACUUAUUUCUUCACGUGGGACGCGGACUUGCGCUGCGAGGAGACCGGCAAGCCGGCCAUGGCCAACACCUCAGACCUGAACGAGGACCUGGGCCAGAUCGAGGUGCUGUUCUCCGACAAGACCGGGACCCUCACCAAAAACCUGAUGGUGUUCAAGGCGUGCUCGAUCAAAGGACACGUGUACGAGGAGAGAGACGGCAAACUUUACAGCACUGAAGGUUUUGAACAUCCAAUGGAUUACACAAACAAUGAUGUCAAGUUUUUCUUCACGAUACUAGCGCUAUGUCAUUCUGUUCAAAUAUCUAGUGACGAUAUGAAGAAACUCAGUGCACGGUUGUCCCUAUCACCAAAUAUUUUAGACUUCUUCAAGAGAAAGAAAAACAAAACAGAUGUGCCAAACGGCACAGCUGUCAAUGGUGGUGUGGACAAUGGCACGUGGAACUCUCAGCUAUCAGAUAAUGGUAGCAAAAUGGACUAUCAAGGCAGCAGUCCUGAUGAGAAGGCUUUAGUGGAAGCGGCUUGCAGGGUCGGGAUUACUUUUUUAGGCGAGGACGGUAACGAUCUACUCUUAAAGAUAGGCGAACACACAGAAAUGUACGAAAAACUACAGGUUUUGGAGUUUACGUCAGAACGAAAACGAAUGUCGGUGAUUGUCAGAGAUAAAAACGGAAAGAUUUGGCUCUUUUGUAAAGGCGCUGAAAGUUCAAUAUUCCCUAUUUGCAAAAAUUCAGUCAUUAUGGAGGACACGGACAGAGACGUAAAUGAGUUUGCCAAUAAAGGUCUAAGGACGUUGGCUGUAGCGUAUAGAGAAAUACCCGAGGAAGAAUAUCGUAGCGUAGUGGACAUGAUAAGAACGGUGGACGUUACGGACGCGGAGACACUGCAGCAGGUGUCACAGCAAUACCGCAUGUUGGAGCGGCAGCUGACCCUGGCGGGGGCCACCGCCGUAGAAGACUGUCUUCAAGACGACGUGGCUGACACCAUCGCCUCGCUGCGGAGGGCCGGCAUCAAGAUAUGGGUGCUGACCGGGGACAAGGUAGAAACAGCAAUCAAUGUGGCGCAGUCGUGCGCUCACAUAUCCGACAGCGACAGGCGAAUGUUCCUCGUAGGCAUCAAAAACGAGGACGAAUUGAUCACCCAUCUGGCUGAGUGCACUCGAAUAAUGAACGAACCGAGCUACAAGGAUCUCACGCUCAUCAUAGAUGGCGCUAGUGUGGCGCAGAUACUGGACACGUCCUACGCGAAAAUCUUCGUCGAGAUAACGAUGAACUGCCACGCUAUACUGUGUUGCAGGCUGUCGCCGAUACAGAAGGCGAAGAUAGUGAAGAUGGUGAAGGAGUGCCCGCAGCGGCCUCUGACGGCGGCCAUUGGGGACGGCGCCAACGACAUCUCCAUGAUACAGGAGGCGCACGUAGGCUUCGGCAUAUUCGGCCGCGAAGGGCACCAAGCCGCCAGGUCUGCUGACUUCGCUUUCACAAAGUUUUCGAUGCUGAAGAAGAUAAUUUUAGUUCUGGGUCAUUGGUACUACCAGAGACUGACUACGUUAAUACUUUACUUUUUCUAUAAAAAUUUAAUCUUAGGAAAUAUUAUGUUCUUCUUUCAAAUACACUGCGCGUUCUCGACGCAGUCCGUGUACGACUCCAUGUUCCUGACGGUUUACAACUUGGUACCGACCUCGGUGCCCUGUCUGGUGCUCUCUCUUACCGAACAACGCUUUCCGCCGGGCCUGCUCAUCAAUAACCCGAUGCUGUAUCGUCACAUAAGCCGCAACCGCCUACUGUCCUGGUGGCGACUGGGUGGGUGGUGCGUGUCGGCCGCCUACCACUCGCUGGCGGUGUACGCGGUGACGGCCGCCGCCUUCUACGUGCCCGUCAUCAACGACGAUAUGAACACCGUCGACCUGUGGUCGUUUGGUGCGAUGUUGUUUCAUCUGAUGGUGCUCAUAGUUUCGCUCAAACUGUGGUUGCACGCGCGGUACCACACUUUGAUUUUGGUGUCGUCGAUCGUGCUAUCCGUCCUCGUAAAUGUGGCCACCAACGUCUUUUACGCCUCCUUUAACUUUCAAUACGACGGUGACGUACUUGGAACGUACACGCGGUUGAUAGUGUCAUUACCGUUUUGGUUAGCCAACGUGUUAGUGGUAGUGGCCGCUUUGGGGCCAGACUUUUGUGCCAGACUAGUGUCAGACUACAGGUUUAAACGGACACUUCUACCGGCUAGGACGCAGACUACAUUCUCUACCAGAUUGUGAUAGUGAAAAUCUUAGUUUUUAAGUAUAGAACAAUUAAAUGAAUAUGUGUGUGAAAUAGAAGGUGGAUUUUAAAAUCUCACGUUAUUUAUAAGUAAUGAAAAUUCUCGGGCUCUAGGAAAUAUUACAUAACAUUACUGUCGUUACAGGGUAUAAAAUGCACACAUGUCAAUAACUUUAAAAACUUUAACUUCUUUUCUCCUUUUCUAGCAGCCCCUUUUUGAGAUUGUUAUAAAAGAAAACGACCGACGUACAGAAUAUUUUUAACGUGAGUUGUAAUAAGACGGGUAUUUUGCUUAACUUGAAAAGUUAAUUAAAAAAUAAUUAAGAAAAACAAAAGGGCUGUGACUUUGGUUUUUUUGUAGAAAAAGCUAGGGCCACCGUUGUAAGCUUUUCACUAAGUAAACAAAGAAUAUAUUUUUGUAAUGACAAAGACGUCACUCUCUGAGGUACUCGCAUGUUGAAAGUUCUAUAAGUAUUUUUGUACCAAAUUAUGAACGUUAAGAAAUAAUGCAGAUUUCGCACUAUUAAGGGGACCAGAAAUAUGUACAUUUUUAUAUGUAAGUGUUAUGUUGUUAUUGUAUUUAUUGAAUAAAAUCUAGUCAUUUAAAUGUAAAAUAAAAUACUGGUUUGGCCACACCACACCACACCACACCCGGACAAAGAGUAAUGUAAGUAUUUUGUACCUACUUAUAUUAUUCGCAGCCAUGUUGAUUUUGAUUAUGAAAAGUAAAAAAGACUUGACGAACGAAAUAUCCUUUUAUUUUACAUUUCACUAAUGUAAGUGCCACAAACACAUAUCAUACACAGAUAUUACGCAUUGAUAUUAGUAAGAAACUUCACGGUCAAGUCUCGCGUCGCGAUGGAACUCAUCACCAGCCUAUUAAUGUCCCCACUGC
This is a messenger RNA of Chilo suppressalis (striped riceborer), 4419 nucleotides long. NCBI's taxonomy places the organism in Eukaryota, Metazoa, Arthropoda, Insecta, Lepidoptera, Crambidae. The record is from the annotation of a GenBank genome assembly.